GAGAGAGGCCGGAAGUUGCCUUUGGGCUGCGGCGGUUAAAGACGCGGCUGUGUGAACGCGGGGCUGAGAAUUAGGGUGAAGUCGAAAACUGAUGUUCCUGUCAUUGGCCUUCAGAAAAUGGCAAUCUCGGUGACACCCAUCUUGUAAGAAAGACCAGAAAACUCACCACUUAAAACCUGGGCUGUCUCAUGUUACUUCAGGGUACCAGGUUUUGAUUUUCCACAAUGGGUGAACCCCAGCAAGUGAGUGCGCUUCCGCCUCCCCCAAUGCAGUACAUCAAGGAAUACACGGAUGAAAACAUUCAGGAAGGCUUAGCUCCUAAGCCUCCACCCCCAAUUAAAGACAGCUAUAUGAUGUUUGGCAACCAGUUCCAAUGUGACGAUCUCAUCAUCCGCCCUUUGGAAAGUCAGGGCAUUGAACGGCUUCAUCCUAUGCAGUUUGAUCACAAAAAGGAACUGAGAAAACUCAAUAUGUCCAUCCUUAUUAAUUUCUUGGACCUUCUAGACAUCUUGAUAAGGAGCCCUGGAAGCAUAAAACGAGAAGAGAAACUAGAGGAUCUUAAGCUGCUUUUUGUACACGUGCAUCACCUUAUAAACGAAUACCGACCUCACCAGGCACGAGAGACCUUGAGGGUCAUGAUGGAGGUCCAGAAACGGCAGCGGCUUGAAACAGCUGAACGGUUUCAGAAGCACUUGGAGCGAGUUAUUGAGAUGAUUCAGAAUUGCUUGGCUUCUUUGCCUGAUGAUCUGCCCCACUCGGAAGCAGGAAUGAGAGUAAAGACAGAACCAAUGGAUGCUGAUGACAGCAACAACUGCACUGGACAGAGUGAGCAACACCGAGAGAGCUCAGGACAGAGGAGGGACCAGAUCAUAGAGAAGGAUGCUGCCUUGUGCGUCCUGAUCGAUGAGAUGAAUGAAAGACCGUGAAGGUGCUCCGUGGUACUGGAGAGUAGCCUAUUUUCCCUUUGAAAGUCCUAAGAGAGAUAUAACUAAAAGCAUAAAGGGAUUUUUUAACUUUUUAAUUAAGAGAUGCUAUAGGUUAUAUUGUACUAUAAAAUGCACAUGGAUGAGUGAGCAUACCCAUAUUACAAGUAACCACUUUACAAAGCAAAUUGUUUACUGUUGUGUGGGAGAGUCCUAUUUUUGGAGUUGCAAUAAAAGUUUAAAGCAGUAA
This is a messenger RNA of Dipodomys ordii (Ord's kangaroo rat), 1173 nucleotides long. RefSeq names its product mediator complex subunit 7 (gene Med7). The transcript has 3 exons. The coding region runs from base 225 to 926 and encodes 233 amino acids. Gene Ontology annotation, molecular function: transcription coregulator activity. Gene Ontology annotation, cellular component: mediator complex. The record is from RefSeq and is a predicted model, not a curated record. NCBI's taxonomy places the organism in Eukaryota, Metazoa, Chordata, Mammalia, Rodentia, Heteromyidae. Gene Ontology annotation, biological process: regulation of transcription by RNA polymerase II.